Bufo bufo (common toad) is the source of this 1004-nucleotide messenger RNA. RefSeq lists its product as uncharacterized. Lineage: Eukaryota; Metazoa; Chordata; Amphibia; Anura; Bufonidae. The transcript is spliced from 7 exons. Gene Ontology annotation, cellular component: membrane. The coding region runs from base 162 to 932 and encodes 256 amino acids. The record is from RefSeq and is a predicted model, not a curated record.
CCCACUGUAGGCAGGGCAGACGUGCUCUCCUGACCCUCUGCAGAGUAAACACCUCCCUCUCGUCUGUGGAGUUUACAUUGUGCUUUUCUGGCAGAGCUGCUCUGUCUUCCUGAGGCUUAGAAUUUCUGGCUGCGUGUGAGCUGAGAGAGGAGCUUGACACAAUGGAUCUCAGCUCCAUAAAGACUGAAAAUGGCAAAGUCUCCUGUGAGACUCCAGAGGGAACUGUGGUAAACGUUACUAUUAACCAGCGUUCUGCCUUGGAUUGUUUGUUGGAUACCUUCCGUUUCUUCCGGGACAUGAAGAGAAGUGGGCAAAAGACCAAGCCCUCCCGUAUGUCUGGUUCUGCAGCCCACUUAGGGUUUGGGGUUGCCUAUCUUUCCUUGGGUUUGGUGUCUGUCAUGUUGGCCAUUAUUUUCAGCAUUACACAGCCGGGCUUGAGCAUCUUCUAUUCAGGGGUCCACUUCUGGGUAGGCUUUCCGUUCCUUGUGUCUGGACUACUGAAUCUUGUGGCUUACAGGUUCCCAAACAUAUGGUGGAGGACACUUGCCUUCAUUUCCCUUUUAGUCAACUUUGGUGUGUCUAUUGGGGGAAUGGUAGUUACAGUUGAUGAUACUCAUCGUUUCUACUGGAUGGAACCUGAUGAACAAGCCUGUUAUAAUCUUGUUAAUGGACGUGGAUAUUACAGAGCAACAAGCGGCUACAAUGAUUAUGAGCUGCAGAGAUGCUUAGAUGGAAUCCGAAAAUACAAGUUUCUAAUAAAAUGCUUGACAUAUAUGACAUUGGUGAUAAUGAUCUGGGGUCUCUGCAUGGCACUCCUAAGCGUGGGCAUGAGAGUGAAGUCAUUUUGCUGUUCUUGCAAAUUAGAGAAAACUGAUGAGAACGAUGAUGCUCUGAUAAAACCAAAUCCUUCUGAUGAUAUCAUCAUUGCCUAAAGAGUGGUAAAAUCCACUGAUCUAAGGGAUAGUUGUAAAAUCAUAUAAUGUAAGGGGAAAGCUGUUGGAUUA